This is a messenger RNA of Rotaria sp. Silwood1, 360 nucleotides long. The record is from the annotation of a GenBank genome assembly. Lineage: Eukaryota; Metazoa; Rotifera; Eurotatoria; Philodinida; Philodinidae.
AUGGCUUCAAUGAACAUCGAAAAUAAAAAUGAAGAACAUAUUACAACAUCAAUUGAAGAAAAAAUUUCAAUACCAGAAUCUAUUUCAACUCAUGAACAUUCUGAAACAUGUAAUGAUCCAACACAUCAACAUAAUCAUCCAUCAUCUAUGAAUUUGAAUGAUUUAAUUUCAUCAUUAUCUCCUGUAAAAACUGAAAGAUCAGUAAAAAAAAAAUCUAAGAAAAAUGGAAAACAUACUUCUAUACGUGCUGAAUCAAUUCCCGGUCAUCGUGGUAAUGAAAAUAUUGAUGAUCUUGUCAAUUUUAUUAAUGGUUUAUCACCAAUAAACAAUAAAAAAAAAACCGACAAUAACAAGAACUAG